Molecule: messenger RNA, 1802 nt
Organism: Polistes canadensis
Lineage: Eukaryota; Metazoa; Arthropoda; Insecta; Hymenoptera; Vespidae
Product: arylsulfatase B-like
Exons: 8
Coding region: 1-1701 (566 amino acids)
Source: RefSeq, a predicted model, not a curated record
AUGAAAAGAAGAUCGAACAAUUUGAACGUUUCGUUUAUAAUUUUGUUAAUAAGUUGUUGUUAUUCAUCGAUCCGAUCGGAAAAUGUUAAAAAUUUUUCAAGUGGGUAUUCUCGAAGUCGUCCUAACAUCGUCGUCAUCAUAGCCGAUGAUCUCGGAUGGAACGACGUGAGUUUUAAUGGUGCUGAUCAAAUUCCAACACCAAAUAUAGACGCGUUGGCUUACAAUGGCGUAAUUUUACACAAACAUUACGUAUUACCUACGUGUACCCCCUCAAGGACAGCUUUCUUAACCGGAUAUUAUCCCAUUAGACAGGGUAUGGAAGGUACUCCCUUACAAGCUGGUGAAAAACGUGCCAUACCUAAACGUUACAAAUUGUUGCCAGAAUACCUUAAAGAUUUAGGAUAUUCGACUCAUUUAUUAGGAAAAUGGCACGUAGGAUAUUACUCGCCACAGUAUACACCAACCAGACGUGGUUUUGACACUUAUUUCGGUUUCUACAAUGGUUACAUUCAAUAUUUUAAUCAUAAUGUUGGGGAGAUUAAAACUCGCUCGCACAUGGGAAAUGAUUUGCACCGUGACACACCGGAUAAACUUUCUCCGGAAUUUUCAAACGAAUACUUCACCGAUCUUAUUACCGAUGAAGCGGAAAAAAUUAUUUUCAAUCAUGAUCCGGUUAAACCCUUGUAUCUUCAAAUAGCCCAUUUAGCAACGCACGCGAGUGGUUUGGACAAUGGCGAAGAAUUACAAGUUAAAGAUAUGAAGAAAGUCAAUGAAACUUUUGGAUACAUCAAGAAUAUUAAUAGAAGAAAAUUAGCUGGUGUGAUCAAUUCUUUGGAUCAAUCUGUCGGUCGUGUAGUCGACGCAUUGAAUAAAGCUCAUUUAUUAGAAAAUUCUAUAAUUUUAUACUUCAGUGAUAAUGGAGCACAAACCGUUGGAAUGUUACAAAAUUAUGGCUCGAAUUAUCCGCUACGUGGGUUGAAGUUCACUACGUUCGAAGGAGCUGUUAGAUCAGCCUCCUGUAUUUAUUCACCAUUGAUAAAAAAAUCAUCUACGAUUUCCGAUGAAUUGAUUCAUAUAACCGAUUGGUUGCCAACCUUGUAUUCAGCUGCUGGUGGUAAUUUGAAUAAUUUGAAUAAUUUUGACGGUGUUGAUCAAUGGAAUACAAUAAAAAGAGGUCGAAAAACUAAACGAAAUAAUAUAUUGUUAAAUAUUGAUAAUAGGAUAGGCGACGAGGCCGCCAUUAUUGGAAAAUACAAGCUGCUCAAAUAUGGACAUUUUAGUAGUUACGACGGUUAUUAUGGUGAUGACGGUUAUUUUGGAGAUAACGGUACAGACAGUUCUUAUCCAAAAUACGAACCGUUAGAUGUUAUGUCAUCCCUGGCAGGUCGUGCCAUAUCAGACAUUACGAAAAAACAAUUGACGGCUAAGAAAAUCCAACAGCUUCGUCAAAAUACCAAAGUAAUUUGUAAACAUCCGAAAGAUUUGACGUAUUGCAUUGAUCAUUGCUUGUUCGAUCUUUCUAUCGAUCCGUGCGAAACUACCGAUAUUUCUCAAAAUAAUCCUGAGAUCGCCGUUUACUUACGUAACUACAUCGAUGAUUAUAGAAAAGUAGUCGUUAACCAAAUCUAUCAACCCAUAGAUCCAGCAUCUUAUCCUGAACAUUGGAAUGGUACGUGGAUGCCAUGGUUGAGCGAUUAUUAAGGUGAUCUAAACAUGAGUUAUAAGAAAGAAUUUUUAAUGAACCUAAAAUGAAUCUAAUGUAAGUGUGUGAUAUUUUUUCCAUAAUAAAAUAUCAUCUCAUU